Molecule: messenger RNA, 5015 nt
Organism: Ahaetulla prasina
Lineage: Eukaryota; Metazoa; Chordata; Lepidosauria; Squamata; Colubridae
Gene: SYTL3
Product: synaptotagmin like 3
Exons: 13
Coding region: 2237-3526 (429 amino acids)
Biological process (GO): exocytosis; intracellular protein transport
Cellular component (GO): plasma membrane; exocytic vesicle
Molecular function (GO): neurexin family protein binding; small GTPase binding
Source: RefSeq, a predicted model, not a curated record
UAAAAUAAAAUAAUAAAAUAAAAUAUUUGUGCAGCUUUCUGAGAUUUGGUGUGUUUCUGUAGUGUUUCACUCUAACUACACAAACACACAAAAUCUCAGAAAGCUGUAUGUGGCAUUUUGUGUGUGUGUGUGUAUGUGUGUCGUGUUGUGUGUGUGUAAAGUGUGAAAGUUGGUUUUUGAGCUUUUUGUCGCUGUGUGAAGUGUGAAGUGCAGCUGCUUUUACAUUGUGUGUGAGUCAGUUGUGUUGUGUUGUAUUGUGUGUGUGUAAAGUGUGAAAGUUGGUUUUUGGUACCUCUUACUGUUUUUUAUACUUUGUUUAUUAUUUUUAUUAUUUAUUGUUAUUGGCCACGCCCACCCAGUCAUCUGACCACCAAGCCACGCCCACCAAUUAAGCCACGCCCACAGAACCAGUAGGGAAAAUUUUUAGAUUUCACCCCUGCCUCCAGGCACAUAUUCACUUAUAGCUCCCAUAGUCAAUGAUAAUGGGGUGCAUUGUUACAGGUGUUAAAAACACUGUAGUCCACAACUCAGAAGAGCCAGAUUGAUGUAGUUGCUAAAGCAUCAGGGCUAGAAAUUGGGAGACUGAGUUCUAGUAAGUCCUUUGGCAUGAAGCAGCUGGGUGACCUUGAACCAGUCACUCUCUUUCAGCCCGAGGGAGGAGGCAAGGGCAAGCCACCUCUGCAAAAUCUUGACAAAAAAACUUUAGGAACUUGUUCAGGUAGUUGUCAGGAGUCAACAAUGACUCAAAUGCAUCCCUCCCAACUUGGUUAUUCUGUUCUAUACUUUUAGUUUUGUGAUUGCUGAAUUAAAUCUAGUUUUUAGAAGCAUCAGAUUAGAUGCUCCUCCUCUUCACUCCUGCCAUCUUAUCAGUUUGCUUUCCGUUUAGAGACGCUGAUGGCUGGUGUAUGCAGCAUCAUUCUUUGCUCCUUGCUCCAUUUCUAGACAGCUUUGUAUCUGCCACUAAGUGUUAUAAAAUUACUCAGAGCUCAGCAAACUGAAGAGCACAACAGAUCUUAAAAAGUCUCCACUGUGAAGGUGACUUAUUUGCUAGAAAUAACAAUUAAGACCAUUAAACAGAUUAAACUGUGCCUUCACUUUAUCAAGUAACGGAGGCAAAGUUUUUAAAAACAAUUCUUUCAGCAAAAACUAAGGCAGAGCAGUGAAAUGUCAGAGCUCAGUUGAAGGAAGGCAAACAGACAGACCAAAAUAGAACUUUAAGAAAAGAUAAGCUCAGAAAGAGGAGUCAGCAAUAGAACUGAACAGUGUGUGGGGAGGGGAUGGUAUGCGUGUGAAGGGUUUUCCUCAGCCUGACAAAAUCUGAGCAGUGCUAAAUGGGGGGGGGAGGGAAAGAAAAGAUUCUUGCUGAGAACUGAAAGUCACAUUGAGAGAAAAGCAACUGGUACAUGUAUGUACGGUAGAUGAGAAGUUAAGGAAACUGAGGAUUGGACAAUCUUCCAUAGAAGACCUGUAUAUUGCAUGGGUCAGAAGGAGGAAUGAGAAAAAAGCUACUGACCCCUUGCAUCCUGGAUGUAAACUGCUUGAACUCUUCCCCUCGGGACACUACUAUAGGGCAGCGGUCACCAACUGGUGGUCCAUGGACCAUUGGUGGUCCACGAGAAAGUUUUGGUGGUCCACAGAAAAAUUAUUUGCAUUUUUUAUAUUGCACUAAAUCAGGAGUCCUCAAACUAUGGCACCUGGGACGGAUACAUGCAAUGAAGUCUCCCUUCGACAUUUCAGACCCGCGUUAAUGAGAACAGCUGGUUUUUUUCCUGAGUGAAUGGCUUCUUCCAAAACCUGUUGAGCUUCUCUUUGAGAGCAAAUUGUGUUACUAAUGGUGACUUCCAGUGCAGAUGGCUGAACGACAACCAGGUGAAGCACACAAAGGAAACUCCAUGUUAAUGAGCUGAAUGGUUUCUUGCUGAAUGGUUCGGCAAGACGGAGAAGGUGGUAACAAGCUCUUAUUCAAUAAAGCAAAGCACUCUUUCUGGUUUGGAAGAAACAGAUUGGGAGCCUCAAGUUCAUUUCUUCAUGGGAGGAAGCAGACGAGCAGAUGUAUUAAACAGAUAAUGAGUUUGUGAAAACAAAGGCUUGUCUGAAAUAUCUCUAUUUUUACCAUUUUUAAAAAGAACAAUGCAUUGCAAGUGCUUCACUAAUGAAUGAAGGAUGUAAAUUUUCAUAACUCCUUUGCCUGCUGGAUGAUACUGGAUUCUCUGUCUUAUGAACGUCAGAAGAGAAGAUGUCUCAAGAAUUUAACCUUAACUUACUUAAGGAACUGGAGCAAGACAUUGUUCUAAAUGUCCUUUGCCGUGAUGAGAUGUUGAGAAAACUGGAGGAACAAAGAGUAAGCAAACUGAAAAUCCAACUGCAGCAACUUUGGCGUAAAGGAACGAAAAAUGCCAACUAUGGAUCUCAGAAACGAUCAUGUGCCCGUUGUCAGAAGUCGUUUGGAAUCCUGAUCGAUAGAGGAGCAGUGUGCAAAGGAUGCAGCCAUCAUAUAUGCUCUCAAUGUCGCAUUACUGUAAAUGCCUUUCUGUGGAAAUGCACUGUUUGCUAUGCUUCUGAGGCUAUUAAAGUGAAAACAGGUGAAUGGUUCUUUGAGGAGAGAGCAAAGAAAUUCCCAACUGAAGGUAGAUAUGAAACUGCUGGUGCAAAACUCUUGAAAUCUUAUCAGAAAUUAAGCAAGGUAUCGGUGAUUCCUCCAACUCCUCCACCUUUUGCUGAAUCCAUCAAUAGAACGAGUGGAUUGGAAUUUAAUCCAGGUUUCCACAAGUCUAUGGAAAACCUUUUUCUGUCUUUUACCACACAUAUCAAAAAAAUCUCAAAAUCACAGAAUGAUGUGGCCAAUGAAAAAUACCUUCUUACAGCAAAUUAUGGGUCAGACAACGAUCCAGUGAAAGAUAGGAGAAGCCUAUCUGAUACAGCUAUUGAUAUUUCAACUAGGAGAUCUUCAAGUAUCAAUGGAGAACAAGAUGAUAGUAGAAUUGCUUGCAUAAAAGCAUCAAGUGAAGAAGUCAUACCCUCCAUGGUUACAAACGAUGCCUUAAUCUGUGGGGAUAAAAAACGUGAUAGUUUAUACAGCAUUACCAGUGUUUGCAGUGGGGCUGUUGACUUUGCAAAAGCUGAUGUCUGCGGUGAAAUAGAAUUUGCCAUUAGAUACAAUUUCAAAUUUGGCAUUUUGGAAGUAUGCAUCAGUGCCUGCAAGAAUUUGGCCUACGGAAAGGAAGAAAAAAAGAAAUGCAAUCCAUAUGUCAAGACUUACUUGCUGCCUGAUAAAUCUCCUCAGAAUAAACGGAAAACUUCUGUCAAAAAGAACACACUGAAUCCAACAUUCCAAGAAAUAUUAAAGUACAACAUUGAAUAUUCCCAACUGCAAACCCGACAGCUUCAGAUAUCCGUCUGGCACACUGGAAUUUUCAGACAUCCUGUAUUCCUUGGAGAAGUGGUGAUAGAUUUUGAAUCCUGGGAUUUUGAAAACUACUCUGCUCAGUCAUUCAACUGGUACCAAUUGAAAGCCAAAAUGACAUGACUGUAUUCCUUUUAUUUAUGUUUACUGUAUUUAUACAUGUUUCCUGUUUCUUUGGAAUUUAAGAAUAAAUGUGCCAUAAGCAGUUCAUUUCUUUCAAUGAAGUAGGUGUUAAGUGUUUUCAUUACUAGAAUCAUAGAGUGCAAUUAGAACGCACCCCAGAGAUCAUGUAAGCCCUUCCCUGUUGCCAGCUGGGUAAAAUUGCUGAGCUUGACUCCUGGAAAUUUCAUAAAAACAUCCAAGUAGUUUACGUUUGCACACAGUACAAAUAUGCCCUUGUUGUAACCUCUCAGGAUUUUUUGACUUCUUGAUCUAGUAUCCAACCAUAGAAUUUCCUGGCUCUUCCACAAAUGUCCCAUCCAAAGCAUUAACCAGGUUUGUUCCUGCUGUGUUUUUUUUAAGGAUUUAUCUAAAUCAGCAGAUCCCCGUUAUUCCCACUGGCAUUUGGAUCAGGUGGUUAGGUGAGCACUGUUGAUGAUAGGCCUUUAUGUUUUGGGGUUGUCAUUUUAACCAAAUAUCAUGGGUUAUAUUUUAUUGUUGUGUUUUAAUCUUUGUAUGCUGACUAGAAUUAUUAUUGUGAACUGUGUGGCUUUAUAAACUAUUUAAAUAAAUAUAUCUUCCGCUUAAUAUAUUGAAUGAAGAAAAACCAGAAGUUUUCAGUGCAUUCUGCUUCAUCAUUCUUUAAAUGUUUAAUCAAAGUUCCCUUUCACAUACCUUUGAACCCAUUGGUUUCUAUUCUGUUCCUGGAGCAAAGAAAAAAAUAUCAUAUUAUAUAUACAGUAGUAUUUUAAAUAUUUGUAGACGGCCAUUGCAUCUGCUUUAAAAUCUGGACUGAACACAUUCAAGGUAUAAUGAUAGCCAUCAGCUUGCAUUAGAGAACAUAAUUAAAAACUAGUCCAGAGUUUAAUGGAAUCCUCAUAUAGAACAGACCUGUGCUCCUGAGGGCAUAACGUUGGAGGAUAAACAAUUGGAGAUAACUAUGUCUUCCAUGCAAUACUUCUGGAUUUCUAUUUUGAAAAUACCAAUCUGAAAAAAAGGAUCUAAUGAAAUAAAGUCAUAGGCAUUCAAAUGGAUGUAGUAAAUUCCUGGAUUUAGAUUUGAUUCAAGAAGUUAAUUCUUUUUUUUUUCUUAGAGAAGAUCACAAUUCUAGCUAGCCCGUACCUCUUAGUAUAGUGCAGUGAUGGCUAACCUUUUUGCCAUUGCAUGCCCGGGGGGCGGGGGGCGGGGAGGUUGCGCGUGCUUGUGCCCACACCCAUAAUUCUAUGCGCCCCACCCUCAUGCAAGCGCGUGUGACCCCCCAGCAUGCAGUGGCCCGAAAGGCCCAUUUUUCUCUCUUACCUGGCUCCAGAGCCUCUAUGAGUCUGGGGAGGGCAAAACAGUCUUCCCCACCCCAUCAGAGGCCCUCCAGAGGCCAGAAAUGGCCCGUUUACCAACUUCCAGUUGGACAGAGAGAGUUCUGGAGGGUGGGGACAGCAAAAACGUUACUUCCUGU